AACACAAAUCAAGCUUCCACUACACAAAUGUUAUUGCUACCCCGACCUCUGAUGUUGUGCAAAAUUUGGGUUGGGUCACCUCAUUUUAGCAACAACCGGGUCAUUUUUCAAGUUCUGAAUUAGUCAAAAUCUUGUCUGUGAAGGAUAGACUGAUCCGGCAGGAUUCCAGCAUAUAUAUCUGCUGCGGAGCACUCAAGGGUGUAAGAAUGGUCUGAUUUUUGUUGAAUCUUUUAGAAGGAAUACGCAUCAUCCGCUCGGGUAACUUCGUCUGAACUGACACAGGCUCCUGAGUCGAGGUGCCUUAAGACGUACUGCAGGAUCCGAAUACGUGGUGGCUUUGAAACAAACAGUCAGGGCUUGCGUUUCUUCCUCCUUGAAAUCGUCGCAACGAAGCAUCAAACUUUUCGAGAACAAGAAGUUGUUGUUCAUCGAUAGAGGGUCUCAUGUGUUCAUGUUCAAGGAGUGAUAAUUUUGUACUCGUAGUGUGUGUGUGUGUGUGUAAGUUAUUGAUGUUCCUUCCAUCCAUCCAUCCAGUCUAGACGGCAUGGUCAGCCAAGACAGGCUGUCCUCCAAAGCACACAAAGAGAUAGGGGGGGGCAAGGUCCAUUGGCUAUGGAGCUCGCUCUACAUGAUUCUUUCUACUCGAAUUCGACAUCACCAAGUCGCGUUAAGCUUUACUCCUGGCAUUGUUGCAGUUCUAAUAGCUCGCCUGCUUCUCUAUGUCACUCACACAUAGUAGGAUAUAGUUGAGUAGAAGACCCAGUUUCAGGCAGUGAGAUUGUGGUCGCUCAGCAACAAUGGCGCAAAAUGGCUUGUGCUCGAAUCUAGGGUUUGUGGCAAGUUUUUACGGGAAAUUAAAGGAGCGUACAUGAGAAGGUGGGAGAUCGCGAGUUUAUGCACGCAUUGUGGUCGGGGUGAGGUGGUGAGGAGAUGCUCCAUUCCAUUUCCGGGUGGGACUAGGCAAAAUUUUAGCCAAGAGGGCUGCGUGUGACUACACAACGCGGUGAUGUUUGUAGGUCCGAAUGGCGAUGGUGAUUUCACUACGAAUCAGGGAAGUGGCCUGACAAUUUGAAGCGGAGGGAAGGUAGAUGAUGUGGAGAUAAAAGCAAUUUGUUAGAGAUCGAGAAUUUAAACAAUAGAGUUGAAUCAUUCGACCAAUGGAGUACGAUGAGUAUGCGGACGAGGAGGUUCAUGGACUCAUCGAUUGUGCUCUGGAAUCACGUUUUGAGAAUUUAUGUCUAAUUGGAAAAGGCUCCUUUGGCGAUGUGUACAGAGGGUUUGAUAAGGAGUUGAAUAAAGAGGUGGCAAUCAAAAUCAUCGACUUGGAAGAAGCAGAAGACGAAGUCGAGGAUAUUCAGAAGGAAAUUUCUGUGCUAUCUCAGUGCCGAUCACCUCACAUAGAGUAUUAUGGGUCUUAAUUGCACUCAACAAAAUUAUGGAUUGUUAUGAAGUACAUGGCAGGUGGUUCUAUAUCAGACUUGCUUGAAACUGGACCACCCUUAGAUGAAGUUUCUAUAGCGUCUAUCUUAAGAGAGCUAUUGCUGUCACUGGACUACCUACAUUCAGAAGGAAAAAUACAUCGUGAUAUUAAAGCGGCUAAUAUACUGCUAACUGCAAAUGGCGAUGUUAAGUGGGAAGUAGUGCAGGUUGCAGAUUUUGGAGUUUCUGCUCAACUGACUCGUACUAUGUCCAAACGCAAGACCUUCGCUGGAACUCCUUUCUGGAUGGCGCCAGAGGUCAUACAGAAUUCUGGAGAUGGCUACAAUGAGAAGGCAGAUAUAUGUUCAUUGGGAAUCACUGCUAUUGAGAUGGCAAAAGGGGAACUGUAUUCUCCAAGAGAUUUUGGGCCGUACGAAAGUGGCAAUAACACUGUGAAAGCGAAAUCUCCACAAAAAUGGCCAUCUCUUAGGUCUUUGUCAACUGCCAUGACUAACAGUACUGGAGGUUCACGAAAUGAAGAAUAUUCGGAAAUUUCUAUAAGUGGGACCGUAGUGCGGAGCAGCACAUCGGACGAGGGAGGCUUAGUUCCAGGAACUCCAAAAGUCGAGCAAGAAGCUCGAGAAGAUAGUGCCACUAAUCUUGCCGAGGCCAAAGCUGCCCUUCAAGCUGGAAUGAGGAAAGGAGGACCAAGAGGCCCUGCUCCAGUGAAGUUACGAAAAGAGGUUCAAGAGCAUUUGGGGGACCUCGAGAGACUCCUCGAGAGACUCCCAAGGCAACGCCUAGGGCAAAUAGACGGAUCAGUGAGGAGGACGUUGCCCGAGCAGCUGCAGCUGGCGCAUCUUCUGCCUUGACUCUCCUUUUAAUUCCUGCUCUCAAAGAGCAAUAUAUGCAGACUGCAGCAGAGCAGUCAGAAGGACCUUCUUUAAGAGCUGCAGCUGAUGCAGCUGACGCUUUGAUGGAUUUGGAGCGGCUAGCGCCAGGUGCUUGUGAAGUUCUUGUUAGCAAACUUAUACGACAAUUAGCCAGAAAAGAUGAAGCUCCUGCGAAAGGUCUGCAAAGCCUGGCACGCCGUUUGCUUUCUGAUAAUGGUAGUGAAGAAGACGGACACGUUCCAUCUUCACGUGAUCAUCCCAGGGAUGCGAGGCAUAGAUUUCAGAGGGACAAGAGUGAUAAUUCGGGUUUGAGUCCAGUGGCCGCCUUCUUACUUCACAGGUGGCUAGGUCAAGCCUCGAAAGACCUCAAUCACCGUCGCUAAACUUCCAUUUGUGUGGAAUGGAUGAGAUCCCAUCGACAUCAUACCGGUAGUGGAGGCAUAUUUUCCUCGAGAUCCAUUUGAUAUCACCUCAGGGCAUCUCACUGUUAUCUCUACCUUUUAUUGCCGCAGGUUUUUUCGGUCUUAUGUAAAAAAUGUAAGUCUAAACUAUUAACAAAAAAUUUGGGUUACUUUUCAGUUUUCUAGUGGUUUGAGCAACUAACAUACCUAGUUCACUCAAGGGACUUGUUACGUUCGACUUGGUCAAUUUUGAGAUUUCUACGAGGGUUGAAAAGGCUCAGUGAUGUGCCAAUGUUGAUAACCAUGGCAUUAUUCAAAGUAGGUAAAGAGAUGUCUACGAUAACACUCUAAUGUUUGUUGAUUGGAUGUGCUAAUUUAUUUCUUAUGUACCAAAA
Physcomitrium patens is the source of this 3108-nucleotide messenger RNA. The record is from RefSeq and is a predicted model, not a curated record. NCBI's taxonomy places the organism in Eukaryota, Viridiplantae, Streptophyta, Bryopsida, Funariales, Funariaceae.